Messenger RNA from Pimephales promelas (fathead minnow), 3740 nucleotides. RefSeq names its product solute carrier family 9 member A3, tandem duplicate 2 (gene slc9a3.2). Gene Ontology annotation, molecular function: potassium:proton antiporter activity; sodium:proton antiporter activity. NCBI's taxonomy places the organism in Eukaryota, Metazoa, Chordata, Actinopteri, Cypriniformes, Leuciscidae. Gene Ontology annotation, cellular component: plasma membrane; apical plasma membrane; brush border membrane. Gene Ontology annotation, biological process: potassium ion transmembrane transport; regulation of intracellular pH; sodium ion import across plasma membrane. The record is from RefSeq and is a predicted model, not a curated record.
AGGGAGGGGCCACAUACUACCUCAAAAGUGAAUCUUUUUUUUGUAAAAGGCGGGACAAUAAGAGAAGGAAUGGACAGCAUAUACAUGCUAUAGUCAAUCUCAGACUGACACAGCGAGGAGAAAGACAGCUUUUAGUGAUAGGAGCUUAGAAACGCCAGGAUAUAGGAUUGACUGCAUACAACAGUUACAACAUCAAUGAGAGCUAAUUAAUCCAAUAGGGAUCGAAAAACGUCUGCCAUGGCGCUUCUACGACCGUUUGCACUUCUUCUAGCAUUAUUGAUCGUUUUCAACACACCAUGCAAGGUUGCAGCAGUAGAAGUAGAUAUUGCUAAAGUAGGCUCUAACUAUUCUUCAAAGUCAUCAGCCACUGAAACCUCAACCAACGUCACCACUGCGACCAUCACUACAUUACCUAUUGUCAUCUGGAAAUGGCAUCACGUAGAAACUCCAUACCUGGUGGCCCUAUGGAUAUUGACCUGCUGGCUCUGUAAAUUAGUGUGUGAACUAAACCAUAGUUUCACCAGUGUGAUCCCGGAGAGUGGUCUUCUCAUCAUGAUGGGCUUUAUUUUGGGAGGAAUCGUCUGGGGAGCAGACAAGGCGCAGACUUUCAAACUGCUCCCCGUCAACUUCUUCUACUACUUGCUGCCCCAGAUCGUCCUGGAUGCAAGUUACUGCAUGCCAAACAAACUAUUCUUCAGUAACCUGGGUGCCAUUCUUGUCCAUGCCGUUAUCGGAACGUGUUGGAAUGCGGGCACAGUGGGCGUCGCUUUAUGGGCUUGCUAUGAGGGGGGCGCAAUGGGGACCCUGAACAUCGGCCCUCUGCAGUUCCUGUUGUUUGGUGCUCUGAUGUCCGCUGUGGACCCGGUGGCCGUCAUUGCCGUGUUUGAGGAAGUGCAUGUGAAUGAAGUGCUCUACAUCCUGGUGUUUGGAGAGUCACUACUCAACGAUGGUGUCACAGUGGUGCUUUAUAAUGUGUUUGAUGCUUUUGUGUCUCUGGGAGGCCCAAAGAUCAAUGCUGAAGAGAUCAUCAAAGGAAUAAUUUCGUUCUUUGUGGUGGCAUUUGGAGGCUCGUUGGUUGGCGUUGUGUUUGCCAUUCUGAUAUCCAUGCUGACCAGGAUCACCAAAAACGUCCAGGUCAUCGAAGCCGGCUUCAUCAUUGUGCUUGGCUAUCUGUCUUACUUGACGGCUGAGAUGCUCUCCCUCUCUGCUAUACUUUCGAUCACUUUCUGUGGUGUCUGCUGUCAGAAGUAUGUUAACGCCAACAUGGAUGAGAAAUCGGUCACGACGUUACGUUAUAGUCUGAAGGUGUUGGCCAACGGCUCUGAGACCAUGAUCUUUGUCUUCCUGGGAGUUUCGGCCAUUGAUAAAAACAUCUGGGUUUGGAACACUGGCUUCAUCCUCCUUACAAUCCUCUUCAUCAUUGUAUUCAGGUUCAUGGGUGUUUUCUUCCUCAACUGGAUCUUAAAUCAGAGUCGACUAAUUCCUAUUGACAUCACUGACCAGAUUGUAAUGAGCUACGGUGGUCUUCGAGGAGCAGUGGCAUAUGGACUCGCAGCUGUUUUGGAUGAGGCUAAGAUCCCAGAGAAGAAUUUGAUGCUUGGUACAACACUCAUUGUGGUGUAUUUCACAGUCGUUCUUCAGGGAAUCACCAUGAAACCAUUUGUUCAGUGGCUGAAGGUUAAAAAGGCAACUAUAUCAGAUCUGACACUCAAUGGAAAAAUAAACAACAGGACUUUUGAGCACACACUAACAGCAAUGGAGGACAUCUGUGGCCGAAUGGGAGAUAACUGGUGGACCAGACAUUGGAAACAUUUUGAAGAAAAGUAUGUCUGCUGGCUAUUAAUGAAUAGCGAUGCCAGAAAGCACAACGACAAUAUAUUUGGUGCCUUCCACAAACUCAAUCUUGAGGACGCCAAAAAAUAUGUCACUGCGGGUGAAAGCAAAGGUUCUUUGGCUUUCAUUCGUAAUGAUGACAAUGCCUCUGUAGACUUCAAGAAGAAGCUUGCAUUAGAGUAUGGAGAUGUUAUGCCUGACAUCAUGUAUGACAUGUCAGAAUAUGACUUUGGCAUUGACAAUGUUCCAGUGACCUCUGUCAUGAAGAACCAGAUUCCAUCAGUAUCCCUGGAUAUCCAUGAGCAAGACAGGGGGAGCAUGCCUGGUGACCUCAAUGCCCAUCAUAUACUAGAUCAGCACCUGUACAAGAGUAGAAGAUUUAACCGUCCCACUUACAGUCGUAGUCACUAUAAAUCCUCAGAGAAUCCAGACGAAAUGCAGGAGAUCUUCCAGAGAACCAUGAGAAGCCGUCUUGAGUCCUUCAAAUCAGCUAAGAUGGGUGUCAACCCUGCUAAGAAACUCUCCAAACAUCCCAAGAAGGAUUCCACUCAUAAGCCUAAUGGAAAGCCAGCGGACCCAAACAGAACCUAUCCAUAUGGAGAUGAAGAUUUUGAGUUUUCUGCAGACAGCGCCUCUAGCAGUGAGAUUGGUCAUUUCCCUAGAAGCACAAAUGCACCUGGAGCUGGUGUAGAUAAUCCAGCAUUCAUACCUGAGAUGGACAACUCUGCACCCACACGAAACCCACCCUGGCAAACAGUGACCGGGAACAACGCGGCUGUGGCACCUUCCCAGAGAGCUCCGGGACGACUGCCCUGGGAGCCCACCAACCUGAGACCGCUGAGAAGAAGUACCCGCUCCACAGACUCCAUCGCGAUGGCUAAUGCUUCAGUUGAUGAUGAGGCACCUGAAGAAAAGCCCGGAAAAAAUCAUACUAGAUUGUAAUCUGAUAUAUUUUCAUUCACCAACAUUAACCUGCCAAAAAAGCGAUUAGGUUAAUCCUUUCAUUUUAGGCUGUUAUUAUGUCAUGAGCCCAGAGAUUAAGGAAUCAUAUAGUGUUGAAUCAUAGCAUUAUAUAUCUCAUAUAUCUUUAAAGACUGAUAUAUAUAUAUAUAUAUAUAUAUAUAUAAUGCCACAAACUAAAGCAAGUGACUUGAAGUCAUGCUGGUACGACUUUGGUCUCUGAAAUGUUUUACCUAGUUAUAUAUAUAUAUAUAUUUAAAAAUCACAAAGGGAAGGAAGAGAAUAAAUACGGAUUUAGCAGACAAAUGGUCACUGAAGUACUUAGGUUAGUUGUUAUGGAAUGUUCUUGAGGGGCUUCUUUAUACAAGCCCACAUUUUUGUGGAAGCUAUUAUGGCACUUAAUUGUAUUUACACCAUCCUAGCACAUUUACAAAUCUUUCCUCCAAUGUGAAACUAAAAAUACAAAACCAUUAUAGUCAUCUAUACAUGAUUUGUCAGAGUGCCAAAUCAGAACUGUUUAGCAAUUGUCUGUCGGUUCUAUGUUCAGGUGCAUCUUGAUAUUUUUUUUGACCUUUGACAAGUUGGUCUAUAAUGUUAAAUUUAACAUGUUGCAUAUGGUUAUUUAUUAUUAUAUGAUUAUUCUGUGGGUGCUUCUUUGUAGUAUCACAAUAUCUGUUUCUGCAUUUCUUUAUCUUACAAUGAUUUAUUUUUGAGUUUGACUCAAAGCUAUUCAUGUUUUAUUAGUAGAACGAAGACCAUUAAAAUGUAAGUCAUUAAAAAUAAUAGUUUAACAGUAACAUAUUAAUGUAUGAAUUUCAUGCUUUAUGAGAACUGGUGAAAUCUGUAACUUGUAGUGUCUGAUAAAACCUGAAUUUGCACUGUAAUGUUGUUUGAGUAAUACAAUUUUAAUUGUUGCAAAUAAAAAAAAAUUAUUUUGCUUCAAAGAG